CGCGUGCCGCCGCCGCUCGCUUUUGGCACCGCAAUGUCUCAGCCCCUCCUGGACGAACUAACCGGCGCCUUCCCCGGGUGGGAACGACCACAAAACACGUAGAUCAAACUGAGCAGUAAGUGCAAUAAAAUCAUGAAUCUUCUACAACGGGGGAUCCAGCACCGCAGGCAUUUGACUGAGGAGAAUAGCUGACCUUCUGUUCGGAUCAGCCUCACCUGUUGUAGUGCUAGAGCUGCGCGUUGGACAGGCAGAGGCGACACGAAGGAUACGAUGUUCAGCCUGAAUGGUCCCAGAAGCGAAGGAUAUGUCCAAGAGCUGUUCCACGAGGAAGCACAGCAGGUAUCUCAAACACAGACCAAGCCCUGGUGGAAGAUCCAGCUGUUUGUGUGGGAGCCGGUGCUUUUUGGAACGUGGGAUGGCGUCUUCACCUCCUGCAUGAUCAACAUUUUUGGAGUGGUUCUUUUCCUGAGGACGGGAUGGCUUGUGGGAAACACUGGCAUUGUAAUGGGCAUGUUUCUGGUGUCCUUUGUCAUCCUGGUUGCCCUGGUGACAGUCUUAUCUGGAAUUGGGGUGUGUGAGAAGUGCAGCAUCGGAAGUGGAGGAGUCUACUCCAUGAUUUCUACUGUCCUUGGAGGUCAAGUAGGGGGGACCGUUGGCCUCCUUUAUAUUUUUGGCCAGUGCGUUGCAGGUGCCAUGUACAUCACUGGCUUUGCGGAGUCCAUCGCAGAUGUCCUGAGCCUCAGCAACAUCUGGGCAGUGCGUGGGAUCUCCCUGGCUGUCCUGCUGGGCCUGCUGGGGAUCAACCUGGCGGGGGUGAAGUGGAUCAUCAGGCUCCAGCUCCUGCUGCUCUUCCUACUGGCCGUCUCGACGUUGGACUUUGUCAUCGGGUCCUUCACGCACCUUGAUCCAGAGCACGGCUUCGUCGGCUACUCCGAAGAGCUUAUGUUCAACAACACACUGCCGGACUACAGCCAGGGGGAGUCCUUCUUCACUGUUUUUGGAGUGUUUUUCCCAGCUGCCACAGGUGUGAUGGCUGGGUUCAAUAUGAGCGGAGAUCUCCAGAAGCCUGCUACCAACAUCCCCCUGGGGUCUCUGGCUGCUAUUGGCACCUCGUGGUUUCUGUACAUGGUCUUUGUUUUUUUGCUGGGAGCCAUUUGUACCCGUCAGUCACUCCGCUAUGACUUCAUGAUAGCAGAGAAGGUAUCCUUGGUGGGUUUCUUGUUUUUGCUAGGGCUGUACAUCUCGUCCCUGGCCUCCUGCAUGGGAGGGCUGUACGGAGCACCCAGGAUCCUGCAGUGCAUCGCCCAGGAGAACGUGAUCCCCAUGCUCGCCUUCCUUGGACGUGGGAAAGGACCCAACAAGACUCCAGUGGCUGCGAUUUGCUUAACAAGUCUCAUCACCAUGGCGUUCAUCUUCAUUGGGCAAGUGAACGUUCUUGCUCCCAUAGUCACCAUCAACUUCAUGUUGACAUAUAUUGCUGUAGACUAUUCCUAUUUCUCGGUCUCCUUGAGCUACAACGUUCAGCAGAAACCUGGCAAGACCCAGAUGGAAAACACUAGACCUGCUCACUCUUCCCAGCCUUUAAUUUUCAACAAGCCCUCCAGCCGUGCAGCAGAUGGAGUAAUUCAAAGCAGAUCAAAUGGCACCUUGCUGGAAUUCACAAAAGACAUGGACCAGCUUUUUAAACCAUUUCGUAGUGAGCAAGGUACUUGCAAAAAAGGAGCCGAGAAUUUAACCCAGAAGGUCAAACAAAAGAAGGCAAAGAAGCCAGCCAAGCAGACGUUACAAGACAGCUUUCUCCUGGAUCUCCAUCACGAUGCUCCCCUGGCUCAGUACAGCUGGGAUGAGACCGCGGAGCCCCACAGCGAGAGCCGGCAGGACCUGGCUGAGCAGGGCUGUCGGCGUGACGUGGGUCCAUGCUCGUCACCCGCUGUGGAUGCCCAGCAGACACCCGGGCUGCUGGAGCAGGGGGGGCAGCUCUGCAGCGAGGUGCCGGCACUCCCCGGCCAGAGGGGAGAAGAUUCAUCUAUAAAGCAACAAAAUCCAGAGCUGGGAAUUCAGCAAAUACCAGAAUCCUUCUACUCCAAAUUCUGCAACCACUGGGUUUCCUUUGCUGGUGCGAUCGUGUCCCUCGUCAUAAUGUUUGUCAUUCAGUGGAUCUACACUCUUGUCAGCCUGGGUGCAGCCGUUAUUCUGUAUUUCUACAUCAGCCAAGUGAGCCCAGGACUCCCCCUUGGAGCAGCAGCGAAUUUCAGUUUCUUUGGCUGGAUUAAGUCGGUUUUGAUCACCUCGUGCAGGAGAAGGCCAUCUCCCAAGGAGCAGAUCGUGGUGACACCGUCCUUUGCAACAGUUGGCAUGGAGACCACGCAGCUCACGGAGGAGAACGCAGACUUUGCCUCGCGGGACCGCUAUCACCAGUCCUCGCUUAUCAGCAGAGAGGAGUUUGGGAAUCAAUUCCAGUAAAGGACACACAAAAAAAAUCAAGCCAUCGCUUCAAAAAGCAUUUAGAAAUGCUGAUGGCUGCCACAGUGCCUUGUGAAAUACUUGAAUAUAUGCGAAAAGGAUGUGAAUAGUUAUUUAUAUAUUCGAGGCUUGUUUGUUUAUGCAAACUACAACAUUGCUGGGUUUCAAGUCUUACCCAAAAUGGGGGAAAAAAACGCAAAUGAAAGGGCCAGUCCAGGGAAGUAAUGAGUUAGUGAGGACAAUAUAAUCUUUUCAGAGAAUUCAAUUACAAGCGUUAUUGAGCUCUAAAGACCGUUGGCGCUAUAAAAGC
Haliaeetus leucocephalus (bald eagle) is the source of this 2773-nucleotide messenger RNA. It is a transcript of the gene SLC12A8, whose product is annotated as solute carrier family 12, member 8. The record is from RefSeq and is a predicted model, not a curated record. The transcript is spliced from 14 exons. Gene Ontology annotation, cellular component: membrane. Gene Ontology annotation, molecular function: potassium:chloride symporter activity. Bases 271 to 2463 code for a protein of 730 amino acids. Lineage: Eukaryota; Metazoa; Chordata; Aves; Accipitriformes; Accipitridae. Gene Ontology annotation, biological process: chloride ion homeostasis; cell volume homeostasis; potassium ion import across plasma membrane.